AUGGGGGCAUGGCUGCUUUGUUGGAGGUCGGAACUGAGCCAGUUGUGAUUUGAGCUACCUUUGCACAGCUGGCGGGCUUGACCCUUCGCUCUUUCAGAGCUUCCUUGCUGGGUGUUUGGGCUGCUUAAGGGUUAGAGGAUAAGGAGAAUGAAAGCAGACUGCCCCCCACCGACACAGGAAAGAAAGAGCCAAGACCCCUCAGCCAGGAAUGGGUCAGGUGUGCACUUUUCCCUGCAGCAUUGGCAGCCGAGGGGCACCCGGCUGCUCCAAGUGGGCGCCAAAGAGGACUUGCCGGGAGGCCUUUUCUGCAGUCUUACGACAGGGUUGGAGACGGAGGGCCCAAAGGGGCUUCCUGCUCUGUCCCAGGCCUUGCACUGCAGCUGCUGCUGACGGCUGCUCAGAGUUGGGGCACGCUGAAGCCCAGCGUCCUCUUGGGUUGCAGCAUCUAGCUCAAGUACGCCGAAUUUGGGCCCUUUUCCUGUUCCUGUAGAUCAGGUUCUCUGCCCUUGAAUUGGGUCCUGGGCGAGGCCCAUUGACCUGAGCUGAAGCUGACAGGUUCUCCAUAGAAGUUGCCAAUCUGGGUCUAAAUGAUCAAGUGGCCCUUUUAAGCCCAGACUGGCUGAAACGAGGCCCUGCGGCUGCCGCUGGAGUCCCUCCACAGGGAAACGAAAGGGAGGCUGGUGCCUUGUCCUUUUUUGAAACUUCUCUCCCAGCUGGCAGCCAAAAAUAACUUCCAUUCCACACCAUAUUUGUGCAAGGGAUCUGGAGCCUUUGGAAGCUGAUUAAGCCCAGCGCCCUUUGUGCCGUGCCUGCUGCCUUUGCUCCGCAGGCACCCGAGGGCAAUGCGUUUGACGGAGCUGAACUGGGAAUGCCUCCUGCACCUCUUCUCCUUCCUGGACAAAAACAGCAGGAAGAGUUUGGCCCAGACAUGUUGCAGGCUACUGUGGGUCUUCCAGGACCCCUCGCUGUGGCCUCUGCUCCACUUCCACUCGCCGGCCGAACUGACCAAGGACAACUUUGUCCUGGGACCGGCCUUGCGCCACCUCUCCAUCUGUUGGCAUUCCAGCCAAGUCAAGGUGUGCAAUGUGGAGGAUUGGAUGAAGAACGAGCUUCAGAGGAACAUCUGCAGCCUACAUAAACACCUCGUGAAUGAGUUUUUACUCCAGGUUUCUAACAGGUGCCCCAGCUUGCUGUCUCUGAAGCUUUCUGGAUGCGGCCAUGUCACAGACCAUUCCAUUAUGCUGCUUCUCAAAAGCUGCCCCGGUCUCCGGACUCUCCAGUUGGAAAACUGCGUCCUGAUCACUGACCAGACCCUGGAAGCGGUUGCUCUCCAUGCCGACUCCCUAAAAACUAUGCAUGUGGACUUUUGCAGAAACAUAACAGCUGCUGGGGUGCAGCGAGUCCAGAAGAUGCGCCCGUCCCUGACUCUCAGUGCAGAAAGAAGCGCAAACAUGAUUCCGGACAAGCGCCCAGGCAGCUGGGCCUUGGAAAGAGGCUUAAAGAGAAUGCUGUGGCAUUAGCCAAGCAAGCAGCCACGUUCGGGGUGAGGGUCUGCUCUGCUCUUUCUCUUUGCUGAUUGAGAUGCUGUGCAUGUUGCAAGUGAGAUGUAAAAUUCUACUCAAACCUGCCAUGGAAGUGGCAAAGUAACUGCUAACAAAAAUUUAGGCAAAUUUAGGCUAUCCUUUUAGUGAACCACUUGAUGAACCCCUGUGGUCUGUUCUAUUUCUCAAACUAGCAGGGAUUAUUUUGUGACAUGGAGCUUCUAAAUUAAAGGACAAUAUUUGUACAAAC
This is a messenger RNA of Pantherophis guttatus, 1791 nucleotides long. It is a transcript of the gene FBXL22, whose product is annotated as F-box and leucine rich repeat protein 22. Gene Ontology annotation, molecular function: protein binding. The record is from RefSeq and is a predicted model, not a curated record. Lineage: Eukaryota; Metazoa; Chordata; Lepidosauria; Squamata; Colubridae. Gene Ontology annotation, cellular component: cytoplasm.